Ictalurus punctatus (channel catfish) is the source of this 1267-nucleotide messenger RNA. It is a transcript of the gene tmem37, whose product is annotated as transmembrane protein 37. Lineage: Eukaryota; Metazoa; Chordata; Actinopteri; Siluriformes; Ictaluridae. Gene Ontology annotation, molecular function: calcium channel activity; voltage-gated monoatomic ion channel activity. The record is from RefSeq and is a predicted model, not a curated record. Gene Ontology annotation, cellular component: membrane. Bases 337 to 1095 code for a protein of 252 amino acids. The transcript is spliced from 3 exons.
GUUUACAGAUGUUUGAUAAGACUGUUCAGUUGUUUAUCACUUACCUCAGCAGUUAACGUUAGCCUGUAUAUACAGAAUUGUUGCACAUUAAUAAUUCACUCCAGCUAAACUGACCUGGUUCAGCAUUGACCUGCAGGUUAAUGGUAUCUAAUUCAUACCAGUCAUGUACACGUGCAGUUUAAACAUUAUCUUCUCUACCGCUUAUCCUACACAGGGUCACAGGAAGCCUGGAGCCUAUCUCAGGGGACUUAGGGCACAAGGUGGGGGACACCUUGGACAGGGCACAAACCAAUCAUCGCAGGGCACAAUUGCGCACACAUUACAGACAAUUUAGAGAUGUCUUUGGAUUGGGGGAGGAAACGAAGAGAACAUGCAGACUCCAUGCACACAAGGCGGAGACCGAAGUUACACUUAGACUUUCGACCGGUACCACAGGUGUUGUUUGACACCUUCAAGGCUGUUCAAAGUUUGGAGUUGAUCAGAAUGACGCCAAUAAGAUUUAUGGCCUUGGCUCCUGCUGCCCAGGAGAAGUCUCAUCCUUUUUUCCUGGAAGUGUUGUGUCGCACUCUUAUCAUCCUGUGUAUGGCUCUCUCCAUCGUCCUUUCCUCCAUGGCAGUGUGUGAUGGAUACUGGCUGCUGACCGAACAGCGCAUGUUUGGCCUCUGGUUCUUCUGUGAGGUGGACACAGAGAACUCUGGUGCACCCCCUAACUGCAGCAGGCAUAUUGGAGAGGAAAUAGGCCAGCUCCUGGAGCAUGGACUUUGGUUGUGUCGCUGUGUUGCCUCUGUGGCUGUGGUGAGUGCCAUCUUUGGCCUGGAGCUGCUGGUAUUAUCACAGGUCACCGAGGGACAGGCAUCUAGGCAGCGGUGGCAUCUAGGGGCAUGGCUUGUCCUACUGGCUGCAGUAUUGGCUGCUGCAGGGGUCAUGAUGUUUGUGUUCCUAUUAUGGGAUUAUGCUACACCUCUGGGGUUCACACUCACCUUCUGGUGCCAGUUCAAUGCAACCUUCCUCUUCUUCCUCAAUGGCAUGGCAGCAUGGCAUAUUCCGAAUAUGGCAUAUUUUCUGCCCUCCAGUGGUGAUGUGGGGAAACCGUAGGUAUUGGCCAUUUUAGACUUAUCACUGCUGGCUUAUGUUCAUCAUUCACAGAAGAAAAAAACCUCACUUUAUACCAUAAAGCUGGAUUUAUUGAUGUUGAAUUUGAGUUAUACAUACAAAUUAAAUAGUUUAUUAUUAAACUUAUCAAUAAAGACGUUUCACAAAUUCACAA